This is a messenger RNA of Clarias gariepinus (North African catfish), 4032 nucleotides long. RefSeq lists its product as uncharacterized. The coding region runs from base 168 to 3710 and encodes 1180 amino acids. Lineage: Eukaryota; Metazoa; Chordata; Actinopteri; Siluriformes; Clariidae. The record is from RefSeq and is a predicted model, not a curated record. The transcript has 4 exons.
GGUUGCCUGAGGAGGUGAAGAAGAAACGGUUCGUCUGUCGGUUAUAUUCUCGAAACCGGUGAAAACUUCCAAACAUGGGUCUCUGGGGCUUUUUCUAAGCUUGCUUCAACAUAUGAUGUUGCAAUUUGCAUCAGAAAAUUUUGCAAACUGGAUUAUUUUCCCAAACAAUGGACAAGCUUGGGGGCUCUGGCGUUUGCACAUCUAAUCAUCUGAGCGGGACAGCUAAUAACAUAACAGUAACUCUGGACACCAUUCCAAAGGCCUAUGAAGGACCAACAGCAUUUGGACAUGACUGGACACAUUUAUCACAAAGAGUUCAAAUCAGCAACACACGGACCUUGGCAUACCAUCAAAGUAAUAACGAAUCUUGCUUACGACAGUCUAUGGUGUCAGUUAAAGGACAGACUGGACAGAGUAGAAAUCCUUGUUGUACAGCAUCUCUCCAGAGACAAAACUAUCCUCAACAUGAUUUGAAACAUUUCUCUUCGAAUGAUAAACUGACAGUAACCUCUGGAGGAAGUAAGAAACUUCAGAAAGGUCCAGUUCUGUUAAGUUCUUCUUCCUUCGAACAGCAAAAUGCAUCUUCUGCCUCAAUGACCACAAAUAUGACACCACAGUCUCUGCAACAUAUGAUUGUUGUGAAUAGUAAUAAUCUCAAUGGAAACUGGAAGAACAGUCUAUCCAAUCAGCAGCAGCAUUUGAAGACUGUGAAUAGUUUACCUAAGAAUGCUAUCGGUCAGGGAUUGUCCACUGAUGUUCAGCAUUUUGGUGUUAUUUUGGCACCAACUCAAACAAUCCAAAUGUGUCAAGAAAAUGCUUAUAUGUCUAAAGAUGUACAUCAGCAGAAGCUCAUGUCUCAGAAAGCUAUUGCUGUUGUUACACCAUUGACUCAAGAUGUUGUGGCAGGUGAUACAUUUUCAAAUAAUGUGAACAAAGUAAAGGAGGGAGUCCUUGAUACAAGAUUUGUACCAAAUAAAAAUAGACCUCAAUCUUACAUUUCACAUAUGGUACAGUCAAGAAAAAAUGAAAGUUGUGUAAAAACCUUGAAUGAUAAUACACCUCAAACAAAGGGAGCACCAGUACUAGCCACUCAUGUGAUGAGACCUGCUGAAAAUACCACAUUUCCUGGUCAGAGUCAAAGAUUAUCAUUGGCCACUGUUAAAAGUGUAAGUAGUGAGUCAAAGUUGACAGCACAGCCAUAUCCCACUGUUGAUAACUGUACAGUUACAUGGAGACAUAAUGAAACUACAAUGGAUGUUAGAUUGGAUAAGUUGUCUGCCAUACAUGUAAAUGAAUGGACUCUUCAGAGGUUGCGCAGUUUGGUGACUGACAUGGAGCAGAUACAAAAAGGAUACCAGAAAAACAUACCUUGCAAUGACAUCUCCAGUGAGAUAGUAAAGUUGUAUUGGAAUGGACAUUAUCAAAACUUUUGCAGUGCAGCAAAGUCAGACAUUUAUAUUAACAUCAUGAAAGAAGUCGAACAUCACUGUGGAAGAAAAGAUUCUGUAAUAUUCCAGGCAGUUUCAAAAGAGACACUAAAAGAAGUUGCAUCAAGAUUUCACAUAUUAGAACAUGGCAUUGUACCACCCAAGACGGUUUAUACAUCAUCUUGGCUAAAUCUCAGUGAGGAGCUCUACGAGCUUGACAAGGGACAUGACCGUCUAUCAUCCUUCGCGACUUUGCAGCCUGAACCAAAAGUUGCUAACCAGGAAAUGCCAGUUAAAGAAAUGGAAAACGUUUAUAAGCCUUCAAAUGAGAUGGCAAAGGUAUCUGAUGAGGCACUUCGUGGAGGAGAAAAACAGAGCAAACUAUUACCACCUGAGCAUCAAAAGCGUUUCAGUGUUAAAGCUGACAGAAUUGCAGAAAAAGAGCAAGUGGUCAUGACUGUUGAAAAUAAAUGUAUUGUCAGAGAGAUGGAAGGACAAAUUAGUAUGGCUGUGAACAAUGUGCUAAGCAAAGAAGUGCAAAUGGAGAAACAAAAUAAAACAGUAGGUGAAAAUGAGCCUCCUUUGAGCGUGUCUUUAAAUACACAAUCAUCAGAUGUGGGUGAGAUCUCUAUGACACCAGGGAAUUUGCUUCCUACCACAGACUUGACUCCUGUGAUGGACAAAGAUGGAUAUACAGACUGCAUUUCUGAGGAGAUGACCAUCCUUCCACUAGAGAAAGAUAGAAGUUUUGUUCCUCUGGAGCAAGAUGAAGAAGUGAAUAACAUACUGAAAGCAGAUGCACAGAUUUCGAAAAGCAGCAAGGGUCCAUCCACUGUGGAAUUAUUUGACCAGGAUAAAAAGAUUAUGGGUACUGAAAUUAAAUCUGAUGAAAGACAAAGUAAAAUUCUAAUCAAUAGUCAGGUGGAGAACUACUGUUGUCUUGCUAAAUGGUUUCAAAUUUUGGGCUAUAGAAAUGGUGGACAUUGCAAUUGUGAGAAAAAAGCAGAACUUGGCCAUCAUGCUGAAACCUCAGGGAAAGGUGUAAAGAAGGUAAAAGUGAACAAGCACAGGCAUUCUUUCAAAAAAACUUGUAACCUUAAUGAUACUGAGACAUCUGUAUUGAGAGAUAAAAGACGAGCAAAAAAAAGACUUGGAUACAGAAGCAUGACUGGAAAAAAAUCUGUUACCUCAUCAAUUGAUGAUGAUAAUGAUGAUGAUGAUGAUUCCAGCAUGGAUGAGAUGAAGAUUGUGGAUGUAAUCACAAACUCUGAAGAUGUACUUAAAUUGAUGAACACCGUGUCAGAGCAAUUGAUGGAAACACCUAGAGCAAGUUCUUCGCAUGAGUCCACAUCAGUCAGAAAACAUUGCAGACACGAAGGGAUUACAACGCCAGAGUUCAAGAGAGGAAAUACACGAAUAAAUCUUGCAUUAUUUGGCACAUCACAACUAAGACAUAAGAAAAAUAUAUCUGUGGUCACAUCAUCGGAUACAGUGCAUCUCCCCCCAGAAACAAUUAAUGUAAGAAUAGAUUCUGGAGGGAAUGAGUACUCCAACAGUACCAAAAGCCAGACUUCUAAACAGCAAGUUUGGAAUUCCUGGAAGAAGACCCAUGUGCCAUUAAAAAUGUCUACUAACAGAAAAUCAAAGAAUCAGAAACAUAAAAAUGCUGCUGAUACCUCUGUUAUAAAAACAGCAGUGCUUACUAAGAGCACUACUUUUCCAUCAUGUAAAGAAGAUGCACAAAAACAUUUGUCUGAAGCAUCAGCUGACAAACAGAGAAAUACAGCUAUCCGUCAGUCCAAGAAAAAAUCCAGGAGGAAAGAACUUUGUACCAGAAACGAUAGAAUUAGGAAGCUGAAACGAAAAAAAAUGUUAGCAUCAUUUAACUUGAGCAAGAGAUGGAAUUAUGCAAAUAAUGCAAGUAAACUGAUGAAGUCAUCUUUUCCAGCUCAGACUAUUAAUACAAGUAAACAUAAAUUAAACCCGGGUUCAGCUUUAAAUUUCAAUGUUCUGCCAGAAUCUUUCAACAUAUCAGAUGAUACUUCAUCUUCAUAUCAAACAGUACUUCAAGUCAAUCGAUCUGCAAGUACAGAUAGCACCACAGAAGUUCAACCUGUGGUGCAGAUGAAAAGGCCAUGGAAUAUGUCAGGUACUUGGUGUGACAGCCCAAGGAAGAAAAAGUGCCUCAAACCUACCUCUACCAUACCAAACACAUCAGGCACCAGUACAUUUCAAGAAUUCAAAAAGAAAUAUGAGGAAAAAAAGCAAGGAAUUCCUCCCUAAUUUUUAAGUAUAUAUUCAUAAAUCAAAGACUCUAUGAUCAAAAAGAUUAUACUUCUGUACAUGGUAUGUGUAGAUAAAUAAUUACCUAAACUAAGCUGAGUCUUUCAAUUUAUAAGAUUUUUUUUUUAAAUAGUACUGCAAUCGAUUAAAAAAUGUCAUUUCAUUGAAACAGAUAAUGCCAUCGUUUAAAAUGGAGACUGUUAUACUUACUGACUAUAAUGUUACUUUAAAAUAUCAACGCAUUGUUGCAUUAAUGCUUGUUUAAACUGCUGUUUUGUUUAUCCUUUUAGGAUGUAUGUGAAGUGUUAUUUUUUAUAUUAUU